AUGCAUCAGAAAGACGCAUCAGAUACAGAGCAGAGUAAUGUGCCUUUUAAACAACCAGUCGAAUCUAUUAAACCACUUAUAAACGCCCAUCCUAGAACACAUGAACAACUAUCUAUACCUCCAAAACCUGCCCGAACUAUUCAUUCAUCACGCCAUAUUCAUAUUGCGCCUGGAUAUUCGACUUUAGACUGGGAACAAUUAAAACGAACGUCUUCUUCUUUUCCUAAAGCAAAAAAAUCUCUUUUAUAUAUUACAUUAGCUGAACUUCAAUUGCACAAUCAAAUAAAUGACGCUUGGAUUGCACUUAAUGGCAAAGUUUAUGAUAUAACAUUAUACAUACCUUACCAUCCGGGAGGAGAAGAAAUCAUGAAAGCAGUGGGUAAAGAUGGAACAAAAUUACUGAUGUCAGUUCAUCCUUGGGUAAAUUAUGAAUGUCUUCUUGACAAAUGUUGGAUUGGUCUACUAACUUAUAGAUAA
Molecule: messenger RNA, 477 nt
Organism: Pneumocystis jirovecii RU7
Lineage: Eukaryota; Fungi; Ascomycota; Pneumocystomycetes; Pneumocystales; Pneumocystaceae
Exons: 4
Coding region: 1-477 (158 amino acids)
Molecular function (GO): heme binding
Source: RefSeq, a predicted model, not a curated record